Molecule: messenger RNA, 5213 nt
Organism: Cyprinodon tularosa
Lineage: Eukaryota; Metazoa; Chordata; Actinopteri; Cyprinodontiformes; Cyprinodontidae
Gene: znf281b
Product: zinc finger protein 281b
Exons: 7
Coding region: 271-2775 (834 amino acids)
Biological process (GO): regulation of transcription by RNA polymerase II
Molecular function (GO): DNA-binding transcription factor activity, RNA polymerase II-specific; RNA polymerase II cis-regulatory region sequence-specific DNA binding
Source: RefSeq, a predicted model, not a curated record
UAUUGACGUCGAGCUCGGACCUUUUGUCGAGAAUUAGGCGAACAAUUGCUCGGCUAAGCGCAAGCAGGAGAUGCACGGAGUCGCAGCAUCAUUGUUUCUGUUGCCUGGGCCCUAAUGCGGCUCUCAGACAGGGGCAGCUAAGAAGCUAACCUGCUAGCUCGUGGCGGCUUGAUUGUUAUAAACACAACUCCUCAGAAAAUGGUCUCCUCCUGCAUUCCUCAUUAGAUUAAUCACCCUCCUGCUCCCCCUGGCACAAAGUAAAUCACCACCAUGAGUAUUAUUCAAGACAAGUUGGGUAAUGAGUUUUUGCGCAAUGGAGGCAUGGACCCCAAUUUCGCACCAGGUAUGCUUAUGUUCAGCCACCUGCCACCAGUCACCAGCUUUACACGCCUGGCAUCCCAGUCCGUCAUCGGCGAGCUUCCGCAAGAGAUGAUUCUGAAAAAAGAGCGAGAUUCGCCCCCAGAUCACCAGGGCUCCGUAGCUGCCAACACGGGGGGCUUCCUUCACAGCAUGGGCAUUAAACAGGAGCGGCUGAGUGAGCUGGAUUAUCGAAUGCCCCUCUAUAGCGGGGGCGGAGGAGUCGGGGUCAACUGUCCCGGAGGGGGCACAGGGAAGAACGCUACUGACAUGCCUGAUAUGUCUUUUGGAAACCAGCACCAAAAUCACCAGAACAUGCUAUUGCAUGACCUUAGCCUCAGUAAUGUUCGUAGUUUGGGAGAACAGAUUCCUGGAAGACCAGGUAAAGAGCCAAAAGAGUCCUCAGGUAGAAAAGGUAGAAGGAGCAACGGAGAUGGGCAAGGAGGCAAAGCACGGAGGAAACGCAGUGAUCCUUCAAAGGGUAUGAUGUUGGAUGGGGAUGGAGCCUGCUUAUCCCCCAACUCCAAACCACAUAUCUGUGAGCACUGCAACGCUGCCUUCCGCAGCUCCUACCACUUGCGUAGACACGUGCUCAUACACACAGGUGAGAGGCCUUUCCGAUGCAGUCAGUGUAAUAUGAGCUUCAUUCAGAAAUAUCUUCUCCAGCGGCAUGAGAAAAUUCACAGUGGGGAAAAACCUUUCAGCUGUGACCAGUGUAACAUGCGUUUUAUCCAGAAGUACCACAUGGAGCGACAUAAAAGGACACACAGCGGGGAGAAGCCUUACCGCUGCGAUACAUGCCAACAGUUCUUCUCAAGAACAGACCGGUUACUGAAGCACAAACGGACUUGUGGAGAAGCCAUAAAGAAGGUUCUAGAUCCAAACAUGCUGGAGCUCAGUGAAUCGGAGCUAGGCCAAGGCAGCUAUUCACUCUCUCAGGGAAACUCAACCACCUCGGGACGCAAGAGGGGAAAAUCUAAAAACGGCGAAGGUGGGGAACGCAAGAAGAAAAAGAAUGCCUCAGCAGCAGCUUCCUCUGGGGGGAUGGCCCGUGACCUGGGCCUACAGGACUUCAGUAUGGAGCACCCCUCAGGCUCUGAUCCAACGAUGCAGGGGCGUUCCCCCAAAUUGGUCUUUAAGAAAACCGGACGCAAAGGGCUAGACAAGGGCCUCAUGUCCCUGGAAGAUGGUGCAGAUGGACAGAAGCUGUUGGGCCAGAAGCCUGAUGCGAUGGAUCAUGCAGAGGCUUCUGCCCUCGAUAACAUGGGUCUACUUCAGGGGCCUGGGGGCAACAAGCCAGGUCCCACCACCAGCAGCAACUAUGAUGAUGCAAUGCAGUUUGUCAAAAAGCGGCGCUAUCUCCAUGCUGUCAACAAUGACUAUGGAGCUGGGUCUCUUCACAUGGCUUCCCAGGGUAACAACGUAAUUCAGGGUUCUCUGGGGCCGGAGCCCACCCUGGCCAUGCUGGACUCCUCGCCACUUGAACUCAAACACGAUAAAUCAGGCAUUCCAGACGAGGUACUGCAAAGUCUGCUCGAUCAUUACAGCCAUAAACCAGAGGGACCCCACCACGAUGUGACUUUUGACCUGUCCGACCACCCGCACCACGUGGAUCUCCAGCCAGCAGCUCCCGUCACCCCUGAAUUGGAAGAUGACUCCCCCAAUGGGGGUGACAAAACGGCAGUAAUGAGCGAGUACUCCAAAUUCCUCCUACAGGCCUUGGAGCGCACCAGCCAUAGCGGACCCUUCCCUAGCCUCGGCCCGACGGGUCCUUUCCCUCUUCUGUCCAGCAGCUCCAGCCCCACCGGCCCCCUGUUCUCAGACAAACAUGCGUACGGCUCCUCCCCUUUAGAUUGCGUCUACCCGCCCGCCGUCUCCUCUCCUCUGCCCAUUGCUCCCCCUUCGUCGGCCUCCUCUUCAUCCUCCUCAAAGUCACAUUAUGGAUUACUCGUCGGAUCCCCCUCUCAAGCGAGCUACCACCUCAGCCUAGAAUCUACCAGCCACCAGCAGCUGACUCCGUCUCAGGAGCUGACCGAGCAGCUGGAGAAGCAACACUCCCCAGGCACCUUCAACCUCCCGCCGCAGGAACUCACCACUUCCGAGGGCUCAAAGGGGCAGCAGUCGAAGACAGGAGGUAGCGGAGGGGCUUCCAACGGCUCCAGCUACCCAGACCUGUCCCCACUCAACCCUCCGAAAGAAACGACGUACCAGAUCGAGAACUUCGCCCAGGCCUUCGGCUCCCAGUUCAAGUCCGGCCGGCGAACCCCUCUGAGCUACGGCAGCGACCCGGGAGCAGAGGUGGACCACAGAAUACGGACUCCAGUGUCAGAAUUCUCAGGGUAUACCAGCUUGUUAGCUGACGUCAGCGAGCCAGUGAGUACAGGAUCAAAAACCCCAACAAGCCAAAGUUUCAGAUAAGGGUCAAACGAGGUGAAGCUCUAAGGGGGGGGCAUUUUUCAUCGCUGUCCACCGAGCCUCCACAGACGCUCCAGUUUUGUUCCUGUAGCAAAGUUUUUUUUUUUUUAUGAACACUGCCAUUAAUUGUUAAUACAAAAUGACCAGGGAGGGUCUUUUAUGGCCUCAAAAUGCAAUUUUUUAAAAGAUAUUCUCAUUUUUAUCUUGUAGUCACAUAUGUUUUUGUUAAAGAGUAGUGAUUUUUGAUAUGAACUUACCGUAGAUUUAAAUGUAAUUUAAAAAGAAAAAACAUUUAGAGGGUAGCUAUGAACAUGCUUAUUUUUUUCCUCCUUUUUCUGAACUGUUUGUGAUUUUUUUUAGCAAUCAUCAUACCAUUGUAAAGUAAUGAAUUAUGUUGAUGAUUUCAAUAAUAAUAACUUUGUGUCAGGGAAAGGCCCAGAAUUCAAAUGGCAAAAAAAAAAAAUAUAUUGUCUGUUACAAGAAACAUAUGAACUCAGGAAAAUAGGCAAAAUUGUGUAAUAAGACUUUGUAUUUUGAGAUGCAAUUAGCACAGUUUUUACAGGCGUAUUUUGAGACUACAAAGCUUUUUUUCGUUUCUUAGUUAGUUUUUUAUUUUAUUACUUGUAAGAACAACAAAAAUGACAAUACACGGUAAUGUUUGGUUUCUACUGCGCAUAGCUUUGUCGAGAUUAUGGUACUGUUGUCUCAGUGUGAAGACAUCGACAUUUCUAACAGCCGCGUCUGCAUGGAUUUCUAUCAGCUGUAGCAGAGUUGCCCGUUGUUUUUCACGCGGCUCGUUUCGUAUCUAGUUGUUUCAACAUUACUGAGUAUUGUAGCAUCAGGUGACUAAUUUCUAUCUAGAAGUAACUGUGCAGGAUGCAACGAGCAUUGAGAUGGCGAUCUUUUGAUCAUGCCGUUUAUUUAGUUGUUUUUUUUUUUAAAUAAGUCACCACUUUUCUACUCCACUCCUUGCUGUUCCUUGUGUCAAUGGAAUCAAACAAGCACUUUUUUAAACAAAUCAUUGGAAACAACAAUAACCCGUUCAAUUUGCAUAUGUGAUCGUGAUUAUUAUGCUAAUGGUUAUUGCUAUUUUUAAGAGGAGAAAACUGUGAAAGGGAGGGAGGGAGGGAGGGUUGAUGGGAGGGUCGGCCAAGUGAUUUGAUGAGGGUUUGGCCGUGGGCAUUUAAGGGUAUUUUGUGCUUUUUAUUUUGAGGGGUAGAUUAAGAGGGAUAGAAUGGGUGGGAUUUUUUUUAUUUUUAUUUCCGGUUUUUCGGGUGAUGUAAAAAGACAAUUUGCCAUAAUUUUGUUAUACAAUAUUUUGAGAGUACCUCUUUGUAUUUAAGUGUUUUUGAGAGUUGGGCUGACAUGCUGGAUCCCUUAUACGGGUAUGUUGGUUACAUACCUUUUCUAUUUAUUUACCAAUAGCAUCACUCAAACUGACUUUGUAGCAGAUCCUUUUAGGCAAAUAAUCACGGACCUAAUCCAAAUCCUUCACCUCUUUGUUUUUGUUGUUGUUUUUAUUCUUUACAAGAAGGGGUUUCAGUAACAUGGUCCAGAAAACUCCAGUUUAAUCCAUCUCCCGAACCCAAAAUGCAGCCCUGCACUCACAAGAAUAAACAAUGGCCUUCUUUGUCUUCCUUGGCUAAAGCCAAUCUGUCUGGCAGCCAGGGUUGAUAUUUAAUUUAGUUGAUUUCCUGUGACCCCCCCCUCUUUCCUUCCUUUUCCCCUGUCUGUGAGUACCACAGCUCCGCCAGAGACUUCGAAGCUGCUCAGAUCAUAUGGAACAAAGACUUACUGACCAGCAACUUCGCUCCAAACACACUAUGCUUUUAAAGAAGAGAAAAAAAAUGAGUGGAUGAGAUGGAGGGGAGAGAAAAAAAAGACAAAAAGAUUGACCUAAAUAUACCUCAUAUCAUUAAAGCGUUAAAGGAAAAAAAAGCAGGGACACGCGUUGUAUGUAGUGGACAUAUUUGUAGUAUAGGUUCGACAUAUUGUAUAAUCAUUUAACACUGCCUGUGUUUACAGUUUUAGAGCAAACGACUCAUCAAAAUGCAAAUGUAUUAUUUUUGUUUUCUGUAAAAAAAGAAACAUCCACGCCAAGCAGUGUUGAAUUAUAGAUGCCUCAUAGAACAUUCUUCUCAUUAUAUCCCUUAUUUUUGUUACUUGCCAUAAUGUGUUUUGAUAUGAUCUCUAGAAGGAUAUUGUUUACAAAAUGUACAAAAACACUAAAAAUCUGUUUUGUUUUUCCAGUUUGCAUGAAAACAUUUUUGUACUGCUUUUUUUUUUUUUUGUCACCUCAAUACCAAAUUUUUGUAGCAGAUCUUCCCCCUCUCCCCAGUUCCUGUCUUAUUUGAUCUAGAGUCCUUGUGUCAUGAUUUCCCAGGCAAUACCUGUUGAGAUGAACGGAUUUGAGAAGCCAAUAAAAACGUUUUGUUACUGAA